Paramisgurnus dabryanus is the source of this 4059-nucleotide messenger RNA. RefSeq names its product nuclear receptor subfamily 2, group F, member 1a (gene nr2f1a). The record is from RefSeq and is a predicted model, not a curated record. Gene Ontology annotation, molecular function: sequence-specific DNA binding; zinc ion binding; DNA-binding transcription factor activity. Gene Ontology annotation, biological process: regulation of DNA-templated transcription. NCBI's taxonomy places the organism in Eukaryota, Metazoa, Chordata, Actinopteri, Cypriniformes, Cobitidae.
GCCCUUGCUGGAUGCUUGAUUCGUGUUCAGUAUUACAGAUAUGGCAUUCCGAUAUAAUGUUUCAACAGGCAAACUAGUGGUUCUCAGACCCCUCAGUCGUAGGUAGCGAGAAGCGAGGACUCUAACCAAUGGAGUGAAGGGGGCUUGGCUAACCUUAGCCUCCCAUUUUAUUUCUCCCCCCUCGAAGUAGGGUUCUGACCAGCCAGUCUCCUUUGAUUAUCAGUUGCCAGCAGCCCCUCUCUUGGCUCAUUGACAUGAACACCAUAUAAGGCGCAGCGAUCUCCAUAGAAACGUGUCAGUUUUAAUAGCAGUGUCAAAGUUCACUAUAAACCGACAUUUGAGCAGAUCUCCGUUUCGGAAACAUAGAUUCAUUGGUACUCCAGUUAAAGCGCAUUCUUUUUGGGUCUCUGCUUCUUAUUAUAUUUCAUAAGAUGUUUUUCUGCUGUGUUCUCACUGGAGAGGUGAAACUACAUAUUCACUCGGGCGACGCUGUAUUUAUUUUUUUAUUUUGCAGGACCAGAUGAGCUUUAUUCGUGGACAUUGAUAGAGAAAUUCGUUCUUCGGUGUUUACCCUUUUCCAGUUGCGAAGACGGAGAGAGUAGCAAGGAAGAUAAAGGAGGGGGGGUUUAUUUUGCACAACACUUAGGAUCUUCGGUCCACCAAAAAGCUAUGAUUUUUGCUUCAGCACCAAUUUGGUUUUAUUGCGGCAUUUUUAAGAAAAGUGUUUUACGUGUGGGCUCGCUUCCCGAAUGGCUGGCUGCAAUUUACCUUGGAACUGGCCUCCAGACAAUUGCAUAUCCUGAUUUGGUGCCAUUCUGUCGACUCUUGUAUUUUAAACGUAUUGAUUGUUUUCUGCAACUUUUUCUUCUAUGAGAUUUAGUGGUUCGAUUUGAAUUCGCGCUGCCGUUCGCCCAAGACUUCCAUUUUCCCUUCUCCGAUAUCCGAGCGACCAGUUCGCUUGAAAGCACUUUUCGGGCCCGAGAUAUGGCAAUGGUAGUUAGCGUUUGGCGAGAUUCGCAGGAAGACGUGGCCGGAGGACCUCCGAGCGGCCCCAGUCCAGCAGCUCAGCCGGCGAGGGAGCAACAGCAGGCGGCUUCAGCAGCACCACACACACCGCAGACCCCUAGUCAACCAGGACCCCCGUCCACACCGGGAACGGCUGGUGAGAAGGGUAGUCAGAAUUCUGGACAGAGUCAGCAGCAUAUAGAAUGUGUUGUUUGCGGGGAUAAAUCGAGUGGCAAGCACUAUGGACAAUUCACCUGCGAAGGAUGCAAAAGUUUUUUCAAAAGGAGUGUCCGAAGGAAUUUAACAUAUACAUGUCGUGCCAACAGAAACUGUCCUAUUGACCAGCACCAUCGUAAUCAAUGCCAGUAUUGUCGGCUUAAAAAGUGUUUAAAAGUGGGCAUGCGACGGGAAGCGGUUCAGCGAGGAAGAAUGCCUCCAACUCAACCGAACCCGGGCCAGUAUGCGCUAACGAAUGGGGAUCCUCUGAACGGUCAUUGCUAUCUCUCCGGAUACAUCUCGUUACUACUUCGGGCCGAGCCUUAUCCUACGUCUCGCUAUGGCAGCCAGUGCAUGCAGCCGAAUAAUAUUAUGGGGAUCGAAAACAUAUGUGAGCUUGCAGCUCGCCUCCUCUUCAGUGCUGUAGAAUGGGCGAGGAACAUCCCUUUCUUUCCCGACUUGCAGAUAACCGACCAGGUUUCCCUGCUAAGACUGACAUGGAGCGAGCUAUUUGUGUUAAACGCGGCACAAUGUUCAAUGCCCCUACAUGUGGCCCCAUUGCUCGCCGCUGCCGGCCUGCAUGCUUCGCAUAUGUCGGCCGACCGCGUCGUGGCCUUCAUGGAUCACAUUCGUAUCUUCCAAGAACAGGUCGAGAAGCUAAAAGCUCUGCACGUCGAUUCUGCAGAAUACAGCUGCAUUAAGGCAAUAGUCCUCUUCACAUCAGAUGCUUGUGGGCUGUCAGAUGCUGCACACAUUGAGAGCCUACAGGAGAAGUCUCAGUGCGCCCUGGAGGAGUACGUUAGGAGCCAGUACCCGAACCAGCCCAGUCGCUUUGGCAAGCUUUUACUGCGGCUGCCUGCUCUUCGCACUGUAUCUUCUUCUGUAAUUGAACAGCUGUUCUUCGUUCGCUUGGUAGGUAAAACUCCCAUUGAAACCCUCAUCAGGGAUAUGUUAUUAUCCGGGAGCAGCUUCAACUGGCCCUACAUGUCCAUUCAAUGAACCGAAUAAGCAAAUGAAACAAAAAGACUAAAGGACCAAAAUUCUGCAACCUCCUUCAAGAAGACUAUAUAUAGGACCUUAUUUCUGACCACUCAGGAAGACACUUUUUUGUCUUCUGGGACCGAAAUGGAAUAUGUAAUGUACAGAGAUAAAAGAACUGGACUUACUCCUGUGUAAACACUCUCCACUUUAUUAUAAAUACAAAAUAAACAUAUGCGCAUUAUAUGAAGAAGACGUAGCGGGAAAGAAAUUUUCAAGCAAUUAUAAGAAAUGUCAAGUUGUCUGUGUAUCUCUGCUUUGUAUUUUUCUGGUUCUAAACCAUUUUUUAUUUUACACUAGUGAUUUUUGUAUAUAACCGUUUGCUUAUUUUAAUGAGUGCGAUAUUUUUGAAGCUAGAAUAAAAAAAGAAACCCAGACAAUAAGUCACAGUCUAAUAGCAAUGGCAAUAUCAUUGAUGGUUGAGCCUUCGCCCACUUGAUAUUAUGGACAUGAAACAUAUGGACAGUUUAAAGAAAUGCCAAAUGGUGAAACAUUUUCUUACUCGUGUCUAUGCACGAGCUUAUGUGUUAAGUAAUUCUGAAAAACAUGAUUUAAAAAAACAUGUAAAAUCAAAAGCACUUUUAAUAUAUCACUUCAAAUACAUUUGGUUUGUUUCUCAUUCUUCAUUUUAUUGGAUGUUUACUUUAAUUGUUGCUAAAUCCAUAAUAUGCCUCCUCAAACAGGUCGCGUUAAGUUGUUGACAGUGACUCUGCUAUUAAAAAGGAAAUAUGCAACUGUUCUGCUCUCAGGAAAUGUAAUGUUGUUUAUGCUGUAAGAUUUCGUGUCUUUGGGAUGUGGUGUACAUGGAUUUAGUGGUGCAAAUGCAAAUAUUUUGUUUAUAUUUGGUAAAGAGUGCCAACAAAAUACAUAGGUUGGUAGAAUUAAAACGUUAUUCUGUGUUGACCCCAGCACCCUUGUUUAAAUGAAAUUAUAGGAACUUAAGGGGAAAUUUUUGAAAUACUGUAAAACGCCUUUAUUAAUACAAUACCAUCUGAGCGGCAUGAGAAUUAAAACUAUGUGCUGCAUUCUACUUAGACAGGAAUAAUUAUGGUGCAGCCAAAAAUUAUUUGCCAGGACUAAGGGAAAUUCUUGCUGCUUAUACUUGCGCGAUUGCCCUUCAUAUGCAAGAAAAUAAAUUUCAGCCGUUGUGUGUUAAAUAAAACGCUUUGCUCGUGUCCUAAUUAUCCGCGAUUCAUAUAUAAAAAUGAAUAUAUAUACACACACACACAUAUACAUAUACAUAUACAUAUAUAUAUAUAUAUAUAUAUAUAAAUAUAUAUGCCUAUAUAUAUAGCAUAUGUAUGAUAUUUAUUUACGUUCGUGAAGGGAAAUAAUGCGUAUUGUAGCAUUAAUUACAUUACACAUUUUUUGUUGAAUUAAUUUAGGGGUUUUAAGCUUUUUGGUGAUUAACGUAUAUAUGCAUAUGUUGUUGUUUUUGUUUGCUUUGCCUUACUGUCAUUUUUCCGAGUGUGACAAGAAUUUCAAUCAGGAAAAGUUUAGCAAGCAAAUAUCCUAAACUUCUGUGCUGGUUAAAGAAGGGUGAAAUUAGAUUUUUUUUUAAAGAAAAUGUCAUUUAUAUAAAGCAAUAGUUGCUAAGGACCAAAUAAAUUUGUGGUAUGUGUAACUAAUUAACAAAAGAAAUGUAAGCUAUCAAUAAAAAAAUGAACAAUAUGCAGCAAGAAAAAAGCUCUUGUGGUCCAGGUCUGAAGUACGUACGUAAUCAUGUGAUCUUAUAUACUGUAGGCUUAUUCAUGCACGACUGAAUGUAGCCUAAAUUUAAUUGUUUUCUAAUAUAUACAU